This is a messenger RNA of Mollisia scopiformis, 1395 nucleotides long. RefSeq names its product putative zinc binding dehydrogenase. NCBI's taxonomy places the organism in Eukaryota, Fungi, Ascomycota, Leotiomycetes, Helotiales, Mollisiaceae. The transcript is spliced from 2 exons. Gene Ontology annotation, molecular function: oxidoreductase activity, acting on NAD(P)H. Bases 243 to 1352 code for a protein of 369 amino acids. The record is from RefSeq and is a predicted model, not a curated record.
CUAAACUGUACUGCUUUAACACCGAAUAUUUACAAAUCUGUUCUCCGACUGCGUGCGCUGAGUAAUUAUCGCUAAUUCUGAGUCAUAUACCAUCACUCCAAACCACUGGUUUCUCACAUAAUCAGAUUUACUUGAUACGAUUGUCCCACCAACUCAAAUUGAUCACUAUACGCACAACUUCUCAACCGAAUACUCCCAAGGUAUAUUGCUGUACCCCGCUCACAAAAUCGCCAAUUCUCAAAAUGUACGAGAUUUGCGUCCAGUCUCUCAGGCCGGUGAAGACUGUGGCAAUUAAAUCUCCCAUACCGACUCCUGGUCCGAACCAAGUCUGCAUUAAGGUUAUUGCAACAUCUUCUAACCCUAAGGACUGGCAAGUCCCUGCUAUCUUCCCUGAGCGAUGUGCAAAUGAAGGCGACGAUAUCGCAGGAGUCGUUCAUGCAGUGGGUGCCGAAGUCCAAGAAUUUCGGUUGGGUGAUCGUGUCGCUGGCUUUCAUCGCAUGUUAGAACCUCAUGGAAGCUAUGCCGAGUAUGCAAUCGAGCCAGAAGUUUCAACUUUCCAUCUGCCACCCAACAUAUCCUUCGAGGCUGGUUCUACAAUCCCGCUUACAGCAAUGACUGCUGCUAUUGCGCUGUUUCAGCAUCUAAUGCUUCCUCUGCCGUGGCAAACCCUUCACGAAAGCAUGCCGAAGUACGGCGCUUUAUUGAUAUAUGGUGCCGGAAGUGCUGUUGGAGCAUGGGCUUUGAAAUUGGCAAAGCUUGUCAAAGAAAACAAGAGUUUGGGAGUCGGACCUAUCAUUGCUGUUGCCGGGACAAGCUCGCUGGAACUGGUUGAAAGUUUUAAGGCUGCUGACUAUAUCGUUGACUAUAAGCAAGGCACAGUUGUUGCAGACGUGAGGAAGAUUUUGGAGAAGGAAGGGAAGGAACUCCGUCAUGCGUUCGACGCCAUUUCGCACAGCGAUACCAAGACUUGGGAGAAUGUCUUCCCUUGCUUAGCGAAAAAAGGUACGGUUUGGAUGAAUAUGACUGAUCCGUCUGAGGAGUCUGUGGUAUGGCCAUCAAACAUGGUGGUCAGUCGAGUGUAUGUGUCAGGAGCUUAUGGCGAGCAUGAUCCUGAUGGAUAUCGGAAUCGGGAAGAUGCAAUUCUGGACGGAGAAUUUUCCUACUGCAUGUAUAGAUACAUUGCACGGCAAUUAAAGCAAGGGAGAGUGACUCCUCACCCGUAUGUGGUGCUAGAAAAGGGGCUCGAGUCUGUGGCCAAAGGACUUCAAUUAUUGUAUGAUGGAAAAGUCCAUGGGAAGAAGUUGGUGUAUCGUGUUGCUGAUACUCCCCACCUCGAAGAAUAUCAUGUUUGAGGCAAGUCAAUUGGGAUACCUUCAUGAAAGCCCAUUCAGGCUU